Molecule: messenger RNA, 13597 nt
Organism: Scophthalmus maximus (turbot)
Lineage: Eukaryota; Metazoa; Chordata; Actinopteri; Pleuronectiformes; Scophthalmidae
Gene: znf704
Product: zinc finger protein 704
Exons: 9
Coding region: 682-2259 (525 amino acids)
Biological process (GO): regulation of transcription by RNA polymerase II
Cellular component (GO): nucleus
Molecular function (GO): RNA polymerase II cis-regulatory region sequence-specific DNA binding; DNA-binding transcription factor activity
Source: RefSeq, a predicted model, not a curated record
UCUGCGCGGUCGGAGCCGCGCACGGACUGGAUGUCGCAGUCGCCGGAGCCGGAGUCACACAAACGCCGCGUUUCGAAGCGUUUUCUAACCGCCGCGGUGGUUCGGCGGCGCAACCGGUCGAGUGACGUGAAGUUGUUCGACGCGUUCCCUUUCGUUCUCCCGCGUACGAGUCGCUUUUCCAGCGAACGAGCCGACGUUUCGUCAAAUCGUGUACGAAUGUCGCCGCGGUUCCCGGCGGCGGCGGCGGCGGGUCCGUGUUUUGCCGCCGCCCCCUCGGCUCUGGAGGGAGCAGUGGGGAAAACAAACAGGUCGAACGGAGGGAGAUAGGCAGCCGGUCGGACGUGGAGGUUGUUUCGCGGCGAGUGAAUCGUUUUCCCGUGUUGUCGGCUUUUUUUUUUUUGUCCGGUGCCAACUCGAAGUUCCGCCGCCGGUGUUCGGUGCCGUUUGAAUGCGGCGCAAGUGCGGACGCGGUCCGGAGUCGUCGCCCCCCCGAGCAUGUUUCCGCUUUCUAACAUUUUGCCAGGGCUGUCGCAGCGCGUAGUCUGCCCGCUGCGGGUCGGUGUUUUCCUCGACGCUGUUCACUGGUCAUAGUCCGACGCCCCGCGAUCCCGAUCCCGAUCCGCCGGGCUUCGGCCGUUCCCAAUUCGGCGCGACACUUUCUUUUCCUUUUCUUCUGUUGACAUGCAUACGAGGCGUUUGGUGAAGCGGUCGAUCCUCGGCAGUCGCGUCUACGCGCCGAGUCCGACCGGCGACGGUGCCCCGGUGACAGGAGUGGUCCAGGCUGUCAAGCAGGAGAACCGGGACGUGUCGGCCGCGGGGGCGCGGCGCAGCGUCUACACGGUGCUCAUGCAGGACGGCAGCCUCAAGGAGUUCUCCGAGGAGGAGAUCGCCGCCGGCUUCAACCACACUGCGGCCAAAGCGCCGCUCAAAUCCAGCCUGAAGCAUAGCUCCAGUAAUGGAGCUCCAGAGGGCCACAAGGUGGACGGCGGCUCCCUCAGCCCGGAGGCGGUGGAGGAGCAGCGGUUGGUGGACAGCAAGCGCGUUGGCCGAGACCCAGACACCCGAUCAGUGUCCCUGCUCGAGCAGAAGCGCAAAGUGGUCUCGUCCAGCAUUGAUGUGCCUCAUGCCAGACGGUCGGAGGAGGAAGUGGACAUGGACAAGGUGACGGCUGCCAUGGUCCUGACCAGUCUCUCCACCAGCCCACUGGUCAGGAGUCCACCUGUCAAAGUCAGCGAGUGUCUAAGCGGUUCGUGGAAGGACAACGGCUCAGCGGGACCCUUUACCCCGUCUAGCAACAGCUCUUCGGGGGGCUACUGGAGCUGGUCUGGCCCCAGCGACCAGUCCAACCCUUCCACACCUUCCCCACCACUCUCUGCCGACAGCUUCAAGCCGUUCCGUGUGCCCAGCCUCGGCGGCGUGGGCCCCGGCCCUGCAGGACCCGAAGACCCCAGCCUGGACGAUCAGGACGGCAGCAGCCUGCUCUUCGAUGAGCCCAUCCCUCGCAAGCGCAAGAACUCCAUGAAGGUGAUGUUCAAGUGCCUGUGGAAGAACUGUGGCAAGGUGCUGAGUACUGCCGCCGGCAUCCAGAGACACAUCCGCACCAUCCACCUGGGGCGUAGCUGUGACUCGGACUGCAGUGACGGCGAGGAGGAUUUCUACUACACGGAGAUCAAGCUCAACACGGACUCGGUGGCCGACGGCCUCAGCAGCAUGUCCCCCGUGUCGCCCUCCGUCCUCGCUCCCCCUCCUCCUCAGCCCCCCUCCCCUCUCCCUCUCCCUCCUCUCGGCCAGCUGCCAGACUCCCAGAGGCCCCCGCAGUCCUCCGACACCACGGAGCCCCACGCUGGCGGACCCACCCCGCUCAGCCGCUCGGCGCCCAGCGCUCUCUACCUCAUCCACACAGACCACGCCUACCAGGCCACGGCUCCAGUGUCCAUCCCGUCCAGCACCAGUAACUCGGCCGGCUCAGGCUCCACCAGCUUCACUCCCACCAACAGCUCCAGCUUUAGCAUCUCCUGGCAGUCGCCACCCGUCACUUUCACCGGGACCAUGGUGUCUCCCAGUAAAAGCCAGGGAUUUGGCGAACAGCGCUCCCAGACCAUCGCCGUCCUCUCCUCCCCUCCCAGAGCCACCACUGCCCUGAGUCGAAAGGUGCGCGGCGAGGGGAAGAAGUGCCGCAAGGUGUACGGGAUGGAGAACCGCGACAUGUGGUGCACCGCCUGCCGCUGGAAAAAGGCCUGCCAGAGAUUCACCGACUGAGCGCACCUCACCAGACGUCACGGCACGCAGCGCCACCAGAGGCAAGGCCGCCUUUCGCCAGAAGAGAAGCGGGGGACGGGGCGCCAUUUUGCAUGCGUUUGGUUUUUCUUCAGCUCAAAUUCUCAAACUGUCCGUCCCUGUACUCGCCCCCCGCCCCCUCAGCUCCACCUCUCCAUUCCAGCUGUGGAAGCAACCUGAAGGACGGCGGAGUCACCCUUUGCGUCGCCGUCCAGGAUUCCCAGUACUGCCUCGCCAUUUCCAUCAUUCCCAGUUUUGGGAACCCCCAGUGCAGCUAUACAGUGUAAAGAAAAAUAGUAGAUCUAAAGAUUUCUGCAGUUUUUUGUUUUUUUUAGUGUUUGGUUAGGUGUUACAUCUUUCUAUGUUUUGUAAAGUUCUGGGUUUUAGAUGGAACGUCUAGUCAAAGAAGGGGUCCAGAAUAAAGGCCAACAGCUUUUUGUGUGUUUUUUAUUUUUUUUUUUAUCCAAGAGAAGAAUGAGCCUCUUUGCUGCAGUUUAAAAAAAAAAGGAGAAAAAAAACGUUUUUGAGAACGCAUGGCGGUAAAGCUCGCAGCUUUUGUUCUUCCUUCAACUUGUUCAUCUCUUGUUUCGUUUACUUUUUUUGAGGCGAUCUUUUAUCGGUGAGAUCGCAGCAUCUCCCAGACUCACACCUGUUCGUCACGUCCGACAUCCCCGAGGGAAUGUACGGCAGAGCCGGGGACGGACGGUGGACGGGGAGAAGAGAAAAAGAGAGACACGCAAGUCGAAUGAUCGAUGCAAAAAAAAAAAAGAAAAGAGAUACAAUUUACAGUCAGGGAAAGCAGAUGGGCCACGCCAGUAAUCAACCACAUGAAACCACGACAGUAGUCUCUCUUUCACACACACACACACACACACACACACACAGGUAUUUACACACAAUCAUGACAGAAGAAGAACAGUUUUUUAUGUCGCUUUUUUACCCAGUUGUUUUCAUUACCUUUGUUUUAUCAGGGACGUGUUUCUGGAGAAAACCAGCAGCUCAAACUUGGGGCUAUACUGUAGACAGCAGCAACAUUAUCUCUUUUUCAUUACACCUGACAACCAAAAGCUCCUUAAUCUUGUUCUUUGUUUUUGAAACUUGUUAAGGUGCCAUGUUUACUGUUGUACGAUGCAGUUGUUGUGUUGUCGUUUGGCUCCACCAAGACUGUUGGCCUACAAACUGGUGUGUGUGUGUGUGUGUGUGUGUGUGUGUGUGUGUGUGUGUGUGUGUGUGUGUGUGUGUGUGUGUGUGUGUGUGUGUGUGUGUGUGUGUGUGUGUGUGUGUGUGUGUGUGUGUGUGUGUGUGUGUGUGUGUGUGUGUGUGUGUGUUAAAAGACCUUCCUGAGAGCACUGGUAGCAUGAAGUCUGCAGCGCGAGGCCAUCAAAAGAAAAAACAUCUCUCGCCACGUACAGAGCGACAACGCGCCCUCCUCAACGCCCCAACGUUGUCCCAAAGGGAACAAAGUGACUUAAUGUUUUUUUUUUGUUCACCACAGAGUCGCGUCCUGAUGAUGUGUCAACCAAAGGGGGUGAGGGCCGCAAACCAAAAGUGAGGCACUUGCACCGUACGUGUACAAUGGAGCACUUGGUUUCUUUGAUGAAAACCCUGUGGUUAGAGAGUUGAAAAUGCCUUCAAGUAUCUUCCACUAGACUCUCUUCAUUCUUAACUAAACUGGUUCUAAAAGGAAGUAAAAAUUGAAGCAGGUAUUGCUUCUCCCUCUUUUAGUGUUUGGAGAAUGGAAAAGGGUUGUUAGCGCUUGAUUAUUUGUUGUUUGAAGGGCACCGCACCUUUCGUUAGUUCGGCAUCACGCAAGCAAAGCUGUUUGACUCGAGCUUUUCCUCCGAGUCCUUGUAAAUCGGCACGUUCCCCUUUUACUGACACGGUGAGAAGAGGUCAACGGUGGGAAUAAUGGUUCUAGUCGGAUUAUGUUUUAUUUUGUUGAAUGUGUUCACUUGAAUUCUGGCCUCCCUGUCGGCUCAGUGGCUGGAAACGAGACCUGGAAGCCAAAUUGUUUACAGAUGUUCACUUUGCGUUGAUGGACGGGCCGACUCUGUUACGACGUGGUGGAAGUGAUCCAAGUGUCCCGUGUUCCAGCUACGACAAAUGCUCCAACCGACAGGGGCAGUGGUGCUUUUUCGUUAGUGCACUUCCCCUCUGCAUGUUGUGAACUUGGUUUGAACGCACACGGAAAUGUUAACCGGCAUUUCUGUGUCACACACACACACACACACACACAAAAUCCUUCUACACCACAAUUCAUUCCAAACCAACACCAGCAAAUAAACUCACACGCUCGCCCCAUUCUUUACGUUCAGUACUUCCACGCUUGAGAGUGUAGCUAAUCUGUUAUGUUUUGCUCAACUGUUUUUGUUUGUGUCUGUUUUUUUUGUUGAUGUGUGUAUAUAUAUAUAUAUAUAUAUAUAUAUAUAUGUAUGUGUGUAUAUAUAUAUAUAUGUAUAUAUAUAUCUAUGUACAUAUAUAUGUAUAUAUAUAUCUAUGUGUGUAUAUAUAUAUAUAUAUAUGUAGCUCUUGUAUUUUCUCUAAGCUCCAUAUAUAUUUUUUUUGUUGUUGUUGAUAUUUAUAUAUAUAUAUAUAUAUAUGUAGCUCUUGUAUUCUCUCCAAGCUCCAUGUUUAUGACCUCGGUCAACACAUCUGCCACCUUAUGAACAAGACGGGUUCGAGUGUGAUGCCGCGUGAGGAAGUUAAUGUACCGUUCAACCUGUCGAGGCUUCUUUUGUUUCUGAGUGUAGGGAUAACCUUAAAGUCACUCUUUAAAAAAAAAAAAAGGAAAAAAAAAGAUAAUUGUGCUUCUUCUAUGUCCUUACAUUGAUGUUUCAGUGAGAAAUAUUUGGAUUAUCUCAAAAACAGAUUUUUCUCCCCAUUGUAUUAUGUCAACGUAUUAUUGUUUAAGAAAAAAGACAAAUCUAUAUAUAGAAGAGAAAAAAAACAUGUUGGAAUUCAAAUUCAAAGCAAAAAAUAAGAUGUUGAUUUGGCUGUUUUUAUUUUUUCCAUAUAUAUAUAUACAUAUAUGUAUAUAUACGAAUAUAUAUACUGUUUAUUCAUUUUGUUUUCAUGUUCUGCAGAAGAAAGUUUGUUUUUAAACUGUAGGAGGGAGCCCACUCAGUCUAGACAUAUUUUCCACUGCACUUUUAAUCUACCGUGACCCAGAGCCCCCCCCCCCCCCCCCCCCCCGCACUCAAUGGUCGAAAACAGUUGAUUAAAAAUCCUGUCUUAUUUUCCCAUUCUCUUCUCCCAGUGUCACGCCGGCCCACUUGUAAUUAGUCUGACUGACACGUCGGUGUGUUUUGCUGAGUGUGAUCGUGAAGGAGCCUCGGGCGAAAGUGGAGCGCAGUGCUCUGCUCCAGAGGAGUCACACACACACACACACACACACACAUACACACACUCUCACACCUUUUAUCAAAGGGCCUGUGGCAUUUCCCUGUCGAGGUGUGUGUGUGUGUGUGUGUGGUGGAGUCCACCGUGCGUCGCUCCUGGGAAACCAACACUUUACUGAGUUCGAGGAUGUUUUUGUGUGUAGAGACCUCAGUGGCCGCAUGUGGCUCAUGUUGGGUUCCUUUUUUCUUUUCUUUUCUUUUCUUCCUUGUAACUCCAUGCACUUGCCACUGCUCCGUUCUCCAUCACUGUGUGGUGCUGCGUGUCUGUGUUCAGACCAUCUCCUCCAUUUGGUGUGUGUGGAAACCAUCUGGCAGCCAAUCAGAUCCUGUCAGGUCCAAGUGAGGUCCAGGAACACGUUACUGAUCGUUCCGAGGUCCUGAUGUGUGAAGCGGCAGCAUCGCCAGGCAGCUAAGUUUAAAAGAAGCUCUUUCUGGACGCCCUCUCCCAUUCACAGGUCAUUGUUGUUGUGUCAGGUCAAAUCGCUGAUGAUGAAAUGUGACCAAAAUAAGCUAAAGUCCCACCCUGGUAUAGGAUUAAUCCAAAUGACCUCCAGAGGAUUUUUUUUCGCUGCCAUUUUUUCCCUCAAACCCGUCCAUCUCCUCGUAGAUCAGUCAGGAGCUCCGGGGUUUUGUUCGUGGACUGUGACCUGGCCUGCGUCUCAUGGAAACGUCUCAGUCCCAUUCACUGCCACCGGCGCAAAGAUGGCCUUAGCAUGAAGGUGCUUUCAGAGACACUGGGCCCGGGUCCGUCUUUGUUACUGUACAUGCUGGUGCUGUGGCCUCGGCAGGGGGGAGGAAUGGAGGUGCUAUAUUUCCCGUGCAGUGCUGUUUUCCCCCCAUGUGUCCUCUGAUACUAACUCCAUUUUGUACACUAUGUUAUGCUGUAGAACAUGAAAAUAAAAUCCACCCUGCCUCAAGUCUAAGUUAGUAAGGGGGUCGCCCCAAAUCCUCUUUUUCGUUUUUCUUCGUUUUUCUUUUUUCCCUUUUGCUCCCCAUCAGUUUUCAUGCUUUUGUUUCGGUGACUUGUGUUUCCUCAUUCCGGGGAGUUCACUUCUGAUGAAAAGUAUAGAACAUGAAAUAUGCACAUGUACAUCCCAAACGACAUAAGCGCUCGACACUCAAACUAAACCCAACGGUUGAACUGGGGAGCAGCGGGUGAGAAAAGUCAUCUCGACUCGAGGUCCGUUUUAUUUCUGCUCGUCCUGGAGCUUUUGACCGCACCGCACAUAAUUAUUGAUGCACAUCUGCUAAAGGCGAGGCAGAUUUUAACUGCCAUCGAGCCAACCUGCUGGCUGGCUUUAUAACAGUAAGAUUAAAAUGAUUAGUUAAUGUUUAAUAUCACUAAUGAAACUGGAGUACAAGUAUAAAGUAACUUCAUAUGUACAUUUUCUAUCCCCCACUAUUGAUGAAGACCAUGUAGUGUGAACCUCCAAAGGGGAGUGAGGAAAUGGUCACCGAGUUGAAAUUUCUUUUAUCAACUAACUUAACAUCCACACUAUUCUGAAUGUUUUCAGAUUGCACAUUACACAUCACACUGUAUGAUAACAACAGUCACCCACAGUUCCAAUUAGUUCUGCUCCAAAAAGUGUCCAAAAAAAUGAGAGAGUCCUGCAGGUCUAAAACUUCAAAUACCAGAUCGAAAAAUAAUAAAUGAACACAGUGAAGAAGUGUCCGGGAGAUAGUUGGAUAAUUUACUCCCUUUAAGGCCCAAAACCCCCCCAAAAAAUCUGUCAGACAAAGACGGAUCGCGACACUCAUCUGUGUACUCCCAAAUUGCCCAAACAUGCCAUAUGGUCUCAUCCUCCGGAAACUGGUCAUCUUAACUUAUUCAUAACCGAGCAGAACUGAAGCUCUCAGCCCUGAAACCUGCAGGGAGCACGCGGCCAAAACGCAAACCCCGAAACGGGCUGGCACCAUAAACAUGUUCGCGCAGCAGAAUUAAAACUGCCAUCAAAGAACCGCAGCAGGCGGUCUUGUUACUCCAGCGAGGGUGAUAUGAAUAUUUAGUGCAUGAGGCCUUUUAUUUAUUUAUUAUCUUUAUCUUUUCUUUUUUUCAGCGGUGGCUGGUCUGGCUUUUGUUCUCUGGUGUGUUGACCCCCCCCCUCCACUGACUCCUAUUAAAGGGCUGAGCGUUCAGCAAUGAUUUAUAGGCAGAAUAAAAUAAGAUAGCAUUAUUUAGGGAUGGCAUAAAAAUCUACUCGUGAGUUACGAGGGAUCCUUGAUGGACAUAUAUAUAUCUAUAUAUAUAUAUAUAUCCUAUAUCUCACACACACACACACACAUUAUGUCUGUGCACGGCUGUCCAACAUGGCUCCUGAGCAGUGAUGGCUGUAACAGCAGUUCAUGUGGUGACAGUUUUAUGAGAAUUCCUGCUUUAUGUACCUGAUCCUGAUCCCUGAUCGAUAUUUCAUAUCAAGACAAGACAAGACUUUGUUUGUGACGAGGGGCUGACGCUUAUUGUAUCACACCUUAUAUCAUCCGAGUAGAGGUCAACAUAUGCGACAAUAUAUACAGACUAAGCAGCAGUACAGUAUAUCUAAGCUACAGUAUCGGUUCUGUCAGUGUAUUCAUGUGAAUGCUUUCAAAGUUCCUACUUAUUUUCCUCUUUUACUUGCACCGUCGACUCUCUUUUGAGUUGAAGUUAAAGUGGCAGGUUGUGCCUUUAGUCGGGAGCCCCCCCAGCCACUUCUAGCAGGCGAUAUAAAACGUGUGAGCAGAUGCCCACAGGGUUAUUUUUCUGCCCCACUGACCUGCAGCUCUUUCACACUACCCCCCACCCCCUGCCUGUGUUGUGCAGAGACACCACGCUGCCAGCAGGUGGCGCCCUGUGGAGUCCGGCAUGUAAUUACACUUGUACCUAACAGUACGAAUGCAUUCGCUGCGCACCGCUGAGCAGCCGCAGCAUCACCUUGCAUGACCGCCAGUAGAGACGUGCGCAUCCGGGAAGUGUCCGUAUCCCCACCCAACCCGUGGAGCCAGUUUCCGUGGCAACCACGCUCACGGGCAGGUUCAUGUGUCUCUGCUCCUAUCCGCUGCCAGAGCUGGGGCAGGAUGAUGCUGUUGUCAAUAAAUUUAAAAAAAAAGGAGGGGCCUUCCCUCCCUCCAUUCUUCCUUCCUUCCUUCAUUCAUUCAGGAAUUGUUGAAGAGGGUGAAAUGGCUUCUGCGAAACACUCUGCUGGCUGUUUUGGGGGGGAUUCCCCCUCGAACACGAAUGAAUAAAUAGAAAAAGAAGAAGACGUGAAGCCUUUAGUCUGCUGUUUUGCCAGGCGCUGCUUCACCCUCAUUGUGGUUUUCCUCUGGAGGAAUACGGGAGUUGUGAAUGUGCCUUUAAUGAGAGGAGAGUUUCUGGAGUGGACCUCAGCAGUCGCCGUGUAGAAACUCUCUGUAUGUGUGUGUGUUGGAGGAAUGUCUCUGGUGCUGGCUAGUCCCAGUUCUGCUCUUUACUUCUGCUUCACAGACGUGUGAUACGAGGAAAAUGUCCUGUGUGUUGCAUUCAGGGGCCCCUUUGGCCCCUCUUAGAGAAGACGUUGUUGGAGGGGGACUUUUCUACUCUUUGCUGUGAACUGUUAUUUCUUGAUCCAAACUGAUGAAGAUACUGUGUUUCAGUGUUAUUUCUCUCUCUCUGUCCUUCUCUCGUUGUUUUCCCAAACAUGGCUCCUCUCUCCCUUUUUGCACAAGGGCUUGUGGAUGAGUGUGUGUCGGCGUGAAGGAACGCCGUCGUGGAAAUGUUUGGGAAAUCGAGGAGGCCUCGCCUUGAGCGAGCCGCUUGUGGGACGGUCGGUGAGAUGAUCCAUUUUUUUUUGCGCAGAGCCGCUAAAUUGAUUUCCACGGGAACCCUGAGAGAAGAAAAAGACAUCACUUGCUUUUGUGUUUUUCACAGGCGGAUGGGAGGGGAACAAACACUCUCAUCGGCCUGAAUUCUAUUAUUGGAUUUGAAUACAACAUUAGAGAAAGAGUUCAAGUCAUUACUUCAGGGUGUGUGUGUGUGUGUGUGUGUGUGGACAGAUCUCCUUCACUCUUUAAGUUGAAUAUGCAACACAGGGAGCGGUGGCCUGCUGCUCUUUCAACUGGAUCAUCUCACUGGCCGUUUUUGAAAAGAAAAUCUGAUUACAAUCAUAGACCUCAAGAAACACAAUGACUGUCGCACUGGAUUUUUACACUUUUUUCAAAACAGUAUAUACAACAUUACACUAUAUGCUCUGGUCUACCUGUAUUUUUUUUAUACUGCAUGUGCAUGCAAGUAAGGGAAUUAUGGAAUACAUGACUUUAUAUUAAUGUGCUCUGUUUGUGCCGUGACAGGGGGUCGAGAGCAGCCCGGGGAUUGAUUCAUUUUUCUUUGGACACUAUUUCAAAAACUUGAGAUGAUGGGAUGAGAAAAGAAGUCUCUCUCUCUUUUUCAAAACCACAAGUACAAAAACUUGAGGUACCUGUUGACUCCCUGCCGGCGCAGAUGAAUCGCUCACCGUCUGGGUGAAGCUCUGCUCCGGCCUCCUUGUGUUGUGUGUGUCAAGGCAGUCAGGCCGGUCCCGGGAGAGUCCGGCGGGGAGCCUCGUGGAAGACGGAUCAUGGGAGGCUGAGCACCGGGGCCUGCGUCUCGGUGAUGGGAGCCGCGCCAGCAGGAUGUUGUGAAGACGCCCCUCCACCUGCGUCGAUGACCCCAUGAUGGCUCCACUACAGAAACACACGCCGGGAGCUGGAAAUUGAUUUUUUUUUCUUUUGCAAUCCGUGCACGAUCGGAGGAAAGUCAGAUACGUGUUGUCCGACAUUAAGAGACACAUGGUAGCAUUGUACAGCUUAUACCAAAUACAGUAUUAUUGUCUCCCUCAUGUGAACACGUGCACAAAGACUUCCCCUCGGCAGUGGCUGCUCUCCAUCCCUGAUGUGUCCGGCACAGUACUUCACGUUUUAUAUAUCCCCUUUUUGAAGCCUCUAAAAUGUAAAUGUUUCAUAAAUGUGUGUUCCUCCUGGACUGUAAACUAAACUGUAGAUGCAAACACGUUGUCCUGGUCCACAUCUGUUCAUGGACAGAGCGCCAGGUGACACGGUCGGGUUGUGAAAUGUUUAACAUUAACCUUGUCUGACCUGAACGGGGAUGAUGAUGAUGAUGAUGAUGAUGAUGAUGAUGAUGAUGAUGAUGAUGAUGAUGAUGAUGAUGAUGAAGCCAUGUUUAGAGUUUCAUUUUUGUUAUCAAAGUAUUGACUAAACUUCAGGAAAUACUUUUCGGGGGAACACGCAAAAUUGAUACCACUUAUUAAAGCUCACAGUUAGCAGCCAGUUAGCUUAGCAUCGUAUAAAAAGAAAUCGCCAAAGUUUAGAGUCAGUGCAGGACACAAAGUGGAGUUUUCGAAGCAGUUUGAGGUAAAUUAUUACACAUAUAGGAUCAUUAUAAAAAUCAGCAAAUUGGUGAAUCUCAUUGCUGUCGCCCCUGAUUUGACAGUUGGGAUGAAAAGCAGAUGUUGGCCAUUGGCAAACAAUAUAUCCCCCUCCCAAAAAAAAUGAAUUGUCUCGACCAAUCAGCCUCAUUGGCAUCACAGCUCUGGUCCAGAAACCACAAUCCUCCCGCAGAGAGAAGAGUGUUUCAUUCUGCCGAAGGUUGAGGAACCACUCACAUCUCAAACGCCGUCAGUGGAGCUCGUGCAGAGAAAAAUAAGCAUGUGAGGCGAUUUAAAACUACGGGACGAGCUCCGGUCCGUGAGUCCCGCAGGGCCUACGUCCUCUGGGUCGUCGGGAGUAACUGGAUGAAUGAGGCGGCGUUUAUCAUUCUGUACUGCGUGAGGAUUGACGAUUGAGGAUGCUGGAUGAUGGAGGGAAUUAGGUCAGGCCGUUUCAAUGCACACUCGAGCACAAGCCGCUGCAACAUUUAUGUCAGUCAUCAUUAUGCAUCAUUCAUCAAGUGGAAUUUAUUCAUUUAGAAUGCAACUAAACAUCUCAGAAAUACCUUUCGGGCGGAUAUCCGCAGAUAUUACACAACCCAGACACCCUCAACACACACACACACACACACACACACUGAAAGAAAGAAAAGGGCAACUGUGUAAAACCAUCAGCGACAUUUCUCAGUGCUGCCUGACAUAUGUCCCCGUGGCUUCGGCUCUCGUCCUGCGAUGAUGCUAAGAUCUUGCCGGCGGAGGCCGCUUGCAUCACGCCAUGCCACUGGUCCAAACACACAGCUUCGCCAGGGAGUUGUCAACAUCGUGUGUGUGUGUGUGUCCAGUACGAGAUCAUAGAGUGUGUUUCCACUGACCACCCGAGGUACGUCCCAUCUGCUCAACGUAGCAUUCACACCUCCUGUUUGUCUGUUUGCGUGGGGAAUGUGUGUGUGCGCGUGUGUGCGUGUGUGUGUGUGUGUGUGUGUGUGUGCGCAUGCAGGCCCGAUCAAGCCGUCCCUGUGGCCAUAACUGCACACGUCACAGUGUGCAAUCUGUCAUACCUCGUUUAUUAUUAGCUAGUAAAUUGACAUACCAUAAUAUAUGUCCCCCCUCGCUGCUUCCUCACACCAAGCCCACAGCCUGUGUUCCUCAUUAUCAUAAACACCGGAACCUGCGGAGCAUCACUCUCCGUCACUUUGCCAAAAUGAAAUGCAUGUUUCAUGGCGGUCGACAUCACGCUGACCUUCUAAUGUGACGCAGCGGUUGUGGCGGCGUUUGUCCCGGCCGGAACGUGUUUCUGCUGAAGGGAGUUGAGCGGGCAGGGCGAGGUCCUGAGGAUUCAAGACGAUGUUUUGGGUCUCAGUGGAGCACAGGGAGGCCGCCCAUGUGUACGCCUGAAUAAUUGAUGAGGGGUGAUGAGGAACAGCUCAUGUACACCGGCUCCAUCUGUGACCUCGGUUGAUAACCAUCGUUGCGGCCCGUGAAAUGGGCAGGUUCCCCUCGCGGCGAGGGCACGGGAGGUUCGACGCGAGGGGUUGGGGGGACGAUGGGGAGGAAGGAAAGAGGCUCGUGUGGAUCCGUUUUAUUCAAGCAAUACAGGUUUUUUUUACUCAAGACAAAGAGAAAUUGAUUGUGUUCGGCUCUGAGAAAGCCAACAAUUACAAAAGCAAACGGCGCCACGGCAGAAACGAGGAGAGGAAGACGCAAGAGCCGAUAUUCUGAAUGUUCCUCGUGCUGUCGGUACUGUGGACGAGGAAUUUUGGCAGAUGGGCUCAUUUGCUUUCUGACGGAGAGUUAGAUCAGGAGAUCGAUGCCACUCGAGUCUGGGUGUUAAACGUGAAGCUUCGGCCAUUAGCUCAGCUCAGCGUACGGACAAGAACGAAGCAGAAUUACGAAAACUGGGCCUGCUAACACGGCAAAAGUGGAAUUUCUUGUUUGCUUCUUCAUCACACGUCUGUUCAAUAAAUAAAAAUGUACAUCAAAGUGACAGGGAUCAGGUUCUGGGCGAUUCCUGAAGGUCGUCUUUUUUUUUUUAAUAAGCUCACACACACACACACACACACACAAACACAAAGCCGUGUUCGAACUGAAUGUUUCACUUUCUGCACAUUAAUAAACCAGGCCUGCUUCUUCAUGAUGCACAAAAACUGUUGUCUGUGUCAAACACUACGUUUUGAAUUGUUCAUCAGCAACUCAACACACGAGCACCUGCAAUAUGCAUCCGCCACCGUCACGAGCUUUACUCUACGCAACCAAUGAAGUUUUGUUUUACCAUGAUAUUAUCAAAUGGAUUCUAUGAAUAUAUGAUGACGAAGAAGCGACGCACACUUGACUGUUAAAACUCCUGUACCAGUUUCUAUUUUUCUUUUUCUUCUCCGAUCUCUGCGUGUAGAAAACUGCCAGCGUUCUUCUUGUAAAUGGUGUUUACUGACAAACUGCGUUCUGGUGCUGUCGUUGUUUGACUCCUGAGUCGUCGACUGGACGAAGACUCUGGAGGCGUCUGGCUUUUACUGAAUAAAGAUUUGUUUGGCAGCUGUUUGUCAGCUGCUUUCA